UCCCUUGUUGAGUGUAAGGACAGAGCUGCUAUUGUUCCCAACCCACUCCUACCUAAUAUGGAAUUCGCAAGGAAACCCAUGAUUUCCUGACACAGACAUAGCAAACCCCGCGAGGAGGACUAGGGAGCGCGAAUCUGAAGAAUUUAGAGGAGAGAGGCAGGCCCACAAAAGCCGGUCAAAAUGUUCGUGUGCUCGGAGUUGGAAUCUAUAUCGUGACCGGAUGGUGUGUGCGCGGCUGAGCAACUGAUUUCGUGAAUUCGCCAUAGGUCUCUCCCGUGAGCUACAGAGGUGUGGACCAACAACUUAGGUCAUCUCAUUCUACACAAUAAGGGUGUGGCAAUAAACAUAGCGACCUGUUAUCACGGCACUUUUGAUAACAAUACGGGACCUUCAGAAGCAAAACAGCAAAGUUGUUUAUGAUCCGUUUGCGCAAGGGAUUCUGCGCAGCGUGUCCACUGAAUAGACAAUUUACAGUGAAAGCAGACGUGUGUGGAUUUUACGUCUGCCAUGCCUACCCGCCGGAUUAGGCAGAAUGCCACAGCCCUGACUGAAGAUGGGGGUAAAAAUGACAGUAUUGGACACACUGUGAAAAAGAUGUUAAAGUGCGUGGUUGUGGGCGACGGAGCUGUGGGCAAAACCUGUUUGCUGAUGAGCUACGCCAACGAUGCUUUCCCAGAGGAAUAUGUGCCGACCGUAUUCGAUCAUUAUGCAGUGAAUGUGACUGUGUCUGGGAGGCAGCAUCUACUGGGACUGUACGACACUGCAGGACAGGAGGACUACAACCAGCUGAGGCCACUGUCCUACCCAAACACGGACGUCUUCCUCAUCUGUUUCUCUGUGGUCAACCCAGCCUCCUACCAUAACGUCCAGGAGGAGUGGGUCCCAGAGCUCAAGUCCUGCAUGCCCCACAUCCCCUACAUUCUCAUUGGGACACAGAUUGAUCUUCGAGAUGACCCCAAAACCCUGUCCCGGCUACUUCAGAUGAAGGAAAAGCCGUUGACUUACGAGCAGGGCCUUAAACUGGCCAGAGAGAUCGGGGCCCAGUGUUACCUGGAAUGUUCGGCACUGACUCAGAAGGGCCUGAAGACGGUGUUCGAUGAGGCCAUCCUGACCAUCUUCAGCCCUAAGAAGAAGAAGACUGGCUGCUCGCCCUGCAGGAGUUGCUGCACCAUAGUAUGAAGAGUCUUCAGGGAGCUCAUCUCUCCUCUCUCCUUCAACCACCUCCUCCACCACCACCACCACCACCCAUCCACACAGGAACUUCUGCAACACAAUAUGAGGCGUCCUCAGGGUGCUCCUCUUUCACCAUUGUAUGAGGAGUCCUCAUCUAUCUAUCUAUCUAUCUAUCUAUCUAUCUAUCUCUCUAUCUCUCUAUCUCUCUAUCUGCCAUCAAAGUUUGCUGUUUCCCUCUUCCUCUGCCCUCCUAUGAGUGGUCUCAGGAAAGCCAAACCCCUCUCAGCAUCCAGGAAAUUUGAAGAGCUGACACUCAUCACUGUACACUCCUCCGUCAGCAGCGCCAGUGACCACCGGAUCCCGGGGACAUCAGUAGUGCCUUUUCCUCCCAUCACUCUCACAGGCACAAUAAGCACACACUGCCCUCACCCUGUCGGGAGAGAGACAGCCUUCAUUGACAGGAUUGUAGCCCCUUCUCACCCCCCAGUACUCUGUGCCCUGCAGAUUUGUCGAAGGGCCAACCUUUGCACUCCUCCAGACUUGCGGUUGUUUGAUCGCUUGAACCGCCGUGUGCGUCACAGACUUUUCUCGAGGCCUGUGAGAAAAUGGAGAAAAUCCAUUCCACCACUGCUACUGCUGCGGCACCCGCUCCCUUCCUCACCCCAUCCUCCCCAUACAUGGUGUUUGUUUUUUUUUUUUCCUUCGUCUUCUUCUUCUUCGUGGCGAGGGAUCGAUAGAGUGCUCUUUGCAGAGUCAAUGCCUUCACAGUCCGAGCCAGUUAAUAAGGCAGAUCCUCAGGGGGAGCGUAGCGGACCGGGGCGUCAAUAAGGAGACAGCUGUUACGGAGCGGAGCUGUGUGGAGAGCUGAAGGAGCGAAAGAGCGAGAGAAAGAAAUGAGUGAGAGAGAGAGAGAGAGAUAGAGAGAGAGAUGAAAAGAGACUGAGAGCAUCUGAGACGGUACUCUCAUCAAAUGAUUCAGUGUUUAAGUGGGUCGUUUCAAAUGAACUGUUCCUAGACACACACACACACACACACACACACACACACACACACACACACACACACACACACACACACACACACACAGCUCGAGCUAAGCAUCUUGUGCUUCCGCUGUACAGUUCUUUAUAUCUGAUUUGAGUGCCGAGAUGAUUUCAGUAUCGGCGAAGGAAGAUUGUAAUUUGUAAUGUAAUGGAAGAGAGGAUUAAGGGAAAAUAAUGGAUGUUAUCUUUCAUCAAGAAACUGUAACAUCAAGCACAUACCUGAGGACUGCUACCAAAUGACUUUAACUAAUGUGAACACAAGUGUUAAAGAGACAUAAAUGUGUUUGAUUCAUCAGAGGACACACACACACUCUCCCACACACAUGAUAAGAUACUGUAAGCAAGACACACCCAAAGAGGCUUGCUCAUCCCACGAGCUCUGAGGGCUUUCAAUGUUUGCUGAGGUCACAAACUCCACAGAAAGUGUCAGAUUACAAGUUUUCCAAAGGAUAUGAGCAAACGUCCACAGGGCAGAAUCUGCACUUCCCCCAUGACCUUCUGUCUGUUAACUGGAGGAGCUUUCUGAGAGCUUUCUCCGAGUCACGCUGACAAAUAGGAGUGUAAAUGAAUGUCGUCGUCCAGUGCUUGUUUCACCUAUUCUUAGACACACGGUCUCCACAAACAGAGCAUCUCACACAUACACACACAUACACACUUUCCACAAACACUGGCUAACUGUUCCAGCCUCCCUACAGCCCAUUUCUCUCUACACACACACACACAACCCUUCUCCACGCCCCCCCCCCCCCCCCUUCGUUGACCUCCAUGACAAAAAAAAACACAAAACCUCUUUGUUCCCCCGCCAUGUUUGCCCGUCUGCUGGGCGACACUGGCUAGGACUUGUCGUGCCGAAAAAAUGUUCUUUUCUACUCACUGUCAAGUUAACGAUGUUUUGAUUUAUCUGGUUUGGCCUGCUACGUUUAACCGUGUUUGUCCAGAGGAGUUCAAGAGCGUGUCAAGAAUGUGUUGAAUCUUCUUCCGAGUGACUGAGCCUUUUUUUUUGUCUUUCGCCAUGGACUGCAUGGACAGUGAAGCUAAGAAGCGUGUUUGGUCUGUCACCAAUAUAACAGGCGCACUCUUAAGACCAAAGGACUCGAUCACAGAACUGUGUGUGUGUGCAUGUGUGUGUGUGUGUGUGUGUGUGUGUGUGUGUGUGUGAGUGAGUGUCUUGACUACACCAUUGUGGUUCAGGAGGCCAAAGUACAAAGACUUUUGUAAAAAAAAGAAAAGCUAACUUUAGUCCUGUUUCAGGAUGCUCUGUAUUUGUUUAGAGUUUAAUGGUACCAUGAGAAAGCUUCAACUCUUCAUAGGCUUUGAGCAGGACAUGUGAGGAGGCGAUGGAAACAUUAUUAUCAUUUGUUGUUGUUGUUUUCGAUAAAAACGUGCAACCUCAGGAGAAGUUCCUCUGCGUAGGCCAUAAGGCCUUGGUGGUAUUUCUUGUGACCCGAGAAAGAGGAUCGACAUGCCAAACAAACAAGUGGAAAAAGAGCAAAGCCUCCAUUAAGUGCCUUCGAUGUAGCGUAAGACAUCAUACCCACCCCUCUCUUGACCCCCCCACGCCCCCUAGCCAUCAUUGUUUCUUAAGUGCACUUAUGACACCUGUGCCUUCAUUUGCCCCUAUGCAAACUCUUUACUGUAAUCAUACUCAUCUGUUCAGCCCCAGAGCUGGCUGAAAGAGCAAUAACUUGAACCGUAUGAGAGUAACUGUAAAACUAUUUAUGUGUUUUUAAAAAAAUCAUUAUCAUUGUUUCUAUUUUUGUUUUUAUUUAGAAGUUAGGAUUAUUUCACAUUUGUACUCCUUGUAAUGGUUUGUAUACUAUGUAGAUUACGACUGCUUUUCUCUCUGCCAAAAAAAAAGAUACAUACAAAACAAAAAAUGAUGAUGUUUUUGUAAAUAGGUUUUGAGUGAUUAAAGCUUGUGAAUGAUA
Molecule: messenger RNA, 4144 nt
Organism: Alosa sapidissima (American shad)
Lineage: Eukaryota; Metazoa; Chordata; Actinopteri; Clupeiformes; Clupeidae
Gene: rhoj
Product: ras homolog family member J
Exons: 5
Coding region: 508-1179 (223 amino acids)
Biological process (GO): small GTPase-mediated signal transduction
Molecular function (GO): GTP binding; GTPase activity
Source: RefSeq, a predicted model, not a curated record